Molecule: messenger RNA, 2340 nt
Organism: Aplysia californica (California sea hare)
Lineage: Eukaryota; Metazoa; Mollusca; Gastropoda; Aplysiida; Aplysiidae
Product: prolyl 4-hydroxylase subunit alpha-2
Biological process (GO): peptidyl-proline hydroxylation to 4-hydroxy-L-proline
Cellular component (GO): endoplasmic reticulum
Molecular function (GO): protein binding; procollagen-proline 4-dioxygenase activity; L-ascorbic acid binding
Source: RefSeq, a predicted model, not a curated record
CCAUGACAGAAAGAAGUCUGGUCCCGAGCCUCGCGCUCAGCACGGUGAUGCUCCUUGUGUUCAGUUGUACUGUGAGCGUCCUGGGCAAGGUGUACACGUCAUCCUACAAGGUGAUGAAUAUGGUCAGACAGGAGGAAACCCUGCUACAGGACCUUCACGUGGAUGUGCUGGAGUUGGGAGGUGGAGAGAGGCUUGUCGAAUUCUCUAAAUUCUUCGUAGAGCGCAUGUCUUUGAUCGAGAAACGUGAAGUGGAGAAGGAAGUGGAGAUGAUCAGCCACCCGAACGGUUGUUACAAGUGCAUCAAAGAAUUUUCCGAGGCCUACAAUAAGCUGAGGGAAAUCUUAGACCCGUCAAGUUCUGAAAGCCUGAGGGAGCACAUGGAUUUCUUUGCGUCAGAGGAAGAUGUAAAAGGAGCUCGAAGGUCUUUCAUUCGUUUACAAAAUCAAGAUACUCAUUUUUGAGAUCAUUAGAAUGGCUGAAUGUGACCCUUGACCUGCUGAGCAACGAAUCCUCUAGUCCGGAGGAAGAUCCCCAAGAACGAUGCCCCCACGAAAGUUCUGUCCUUGGUCUCAAAGGCAGGGCUCUCUUCCGAGACGAGUUCGACCCUCGACUCCGGUGUAUGUACCGCCCUGCGUCCUUACGGCCGCCCUACCUCCGCUACAAGCAAGAGCUCUUGUCGGUCUCCCCUUACGUGGCCCUGUUCUAUGACGUCAUGUCUGAUGUCGAGGGAGACGUUAUUACAAGCACAGUGAAGGACAAAACACUUUCUCUAUGACUUCGAGUCUCCUGCUGUCGCCAAGAUAGGACAACGGAUAUCUGCAAUAACAGGCCUGAAUACAGAACAAGAAUGGGACAACGUUCACUAUGCAGGAGAACCCCUUCAGAUUUUGAACUAUGGUUUGGGAGGCCACUACGCGACUCACACAGACACAUUCUCUGAGGAACAAAAGCAUAAGCUAGGAGCAACAGCACUUGAAAAUGGCAACAGGAUUGCUACAUUUCUCAUUUAUUUGAGCGAUGUGGACAAAGGAGGAGCAACAGUUUUCCCCUUCGCAGAUCGAGCUGUUUCCCCCGUGAAGAACAUGGCUCUCUUCUGGUACAGCUUGGAACCAUCUGGAAAAUUGGACAAAGCUACAGACCACUCGGGCUGUCCAGUGAUGGUGGGACACAAAUGGGUGGCCAACAAGUGGAUGUGGACGUACGGGAACACCUUCACUAGGCGCUGUGGUCUCACGAAGGACGCCACACAGCUGGACAUUGACCGCUACAUGAUACACGGAUGGACGUAGCUCCAACAGCCCCUCCUCACAUGGCUUAAACAUCGCGCAAAAUAUCAAGGGGCGUGAUGAUAUUCCAAUAGUUUUGUCCCUGAGUGGCGUAAAAAUAAUAUAAAUAUGAUGUAAAUCAAAAUGCUGUCGAAUUUGUCCACACAGCUGACCAUUGUCGAUGAGAAAAGUGCGGGGGAGGGGGGGGGUGACAAGGGGACAUCUUGGACAGUGUCAUUAUAACAUAAACACAAGGGGGUGGGGGUGGGUGAGAAGUGGUCAUUUGUACAUGGUUGUCCUAGACAGGUGUCCAUUAGAGAGGGACUGUACAUAAAGUAAUGAUAUAUCUCGUAUUUCUGUCUGAUGUAUUACAGAAGUCUAACAUACUUUACAUUCGCUCUUUGUGGGUCGCCAUACUGCGGUGCUUCAGUGCCUUUCUUUACACAUUUGGGCAUUGUGCUGAUAUUUAUAGCACAUAGAAAGUUAAAAUACUCGUCGUUAUUUAUAAUGAACUUCUCUGUAUUUUUAGCUUUAUUCCGUGAUUCUUGUAUUGUAAGUUACUCUGCAAACGCCGUUUAAAGUGUUCGCAGUUUUGAUUGUUUGAAUCUCACCCACUCGUAGCAAACGAACUUGAUAAGUGAAAGUCCUCUUGAGCCAUUCACUCGGAACUUAACUGGGCUACUGCUUACAUCCGAGGUUUCCAUUUUCUGUUGGGCCAAAUGUAGGUCCUUGAGACAGCAUGUGUGAAAGGCGCUUAUUACUUAUUUCAACAGCGAUCUUAAGUAGUCUUCUAGUUUUGGGAUCCGUUUAGUUUUACCCUGUCUUCAAUUCAUUCGUUAUGCAACGAAGAGGCGAAGAGAGAUUUCCACUUCGUUUUCGAAGCUAACUUUGCACUGAAGAGGCAACUUUUAAACGACAUUGAGCCUACUCCAUUGGGAUCUCGUGCAUUGAUAGGUAUUUUUUUUUGCUUUGUCUUAUCGAAUUUAGCUGGGCAUGCUCCUCGUGCCAUUCAGAGACGAGACUUCUUAAAAGUGCGAGGCUUUUUGUAAAAUAAAUAGCGAAAAAAAAACACACA